GAAGUGGGAAGCUGGGUCGCAGCGGCGAUUAGUCUCUCUAGUGGUGCUGCCGGCUGAGCAUCGCAAAGCGGAAACGAUGUUGUUCCAAUCUUCGAAGUGGGCUCUCUUUUCGUGGCUAAUCGUUCUAGCCCAGCACGGUGGCCAGGCUGAUAUAUUGGACCCGGUCUGUCCUUCGGGUUAUAGGUACAUCGACGGCAUGUGCCACUCUUCCUGUCCCUCGGGCCAAUAUUUACACACCAAUGGAAAUUGUUAUCCCCAGACUAGUUUAAAGUGUCUCCAUGGAUAUUUUUUAAAUACUGAUGGCCAGUGCUACAGGACUAAUCCUCUUCCUUGUCCUUUUGAGACAACCACAACAACAACAGAACCCACCACAACCACAACAACAACAGAACCCACCACCACCACCACAACAACAGAACCCACCACCACCACCACCAACACAACAACUGAACCCACCACCACCACCACAACUACUGAGCUUCCCGUCCUUCCACCUUCUGAAAUUGUUCAAUGCCCUCCGGGCUCAAUAUUAUAUGAAAGGGAAUGCCGGAAAAUAGUUUGUGCCGAGGGAGAAAAUUACCAGGGACGAUGCAUUUCGCCCGUCUGUCCGCCGGGAACCGUGUGGCGCGGAGGGCGCUGCCAGGAGCCAGGAUAUUUGACAACCAUCCUGGAGAUCGACAACGUCAUUCACAACCAACACGAGUAUAAUGUCGUCACCGAGAAUAUUAAUCGGGUGGACUACGUCACACAACCUCCUUACCAGCCGGACGAGGAUAAUAGUAUCGAAUAUCCACCAGAAAAUAUUGUUAAAUCUACAACCACGUCAAGGCCAUGGGUUUAUCCCUCGAUUGUAACCACCACGGAGAAAUCGAGUUCGGGUGAGGCCUUUCCGGGUCGAAUUCCGCCGCCAGGCUGUUGUUUGGUUAUGAGCCCACGCGUCUGCAUCGAUUACACUCCCAACUGGGUUUGUUCCAGUCGCCCCCUGAAGCUGUGCGACCCGAGAGUUUGCCAGACCCCGUGGGUGUAUCUGAAGCCGCCGACGACAGUACAGUCCACAAAGAAUGGUAGAAAAAUGGUCGUCAUGCCACCCAAUCCGCCUAUACGGGGAUGCAGUACUCCGGAAUGCAAAGAAAGUGAAAUUUUGGAUUGCUCUGGAUGUAAUGACAAUGUCCUAGAGAAGUGCUCCCGGGGAUGCUACAAUUACUACUGUCCUAGUGGAACUUGUGGAUUUAUGAACUCUGAAACAUACUGCGGCUACUAUCCAGGUGGAUUUGGCUGCAACGAGGACGAUGGAUGUAUCUGGGAUUGGUGCAAGGAGAAGUGCUACUAAAUAAUUCGCUUUAUUUUUAUUGAGAGAUAUUAACUAAAUAAAUAAUUGAGAUACAAAAAAUAUUU
This is a messenger RNA of Drosophila ananassae, 1395 nucleotides long. Its product is annotated as mucin-2-like. Bases 77 to 1330 code for a protein of 417 amino acids. The record is from RefSeq and is a predicted model, not a curated record. NCBI's taxonomy places the organism in Eukaryota, Metazoa, Arthropoda, Insecta, Diptera, Drosophilidae. The transcript has 5 exons.